Bubalus bubalis (water buffalo) is the source of this 990-nucleotide messenger RNA. Its product is annotated as pregnancy-associated glycoprotein 1-like. Lineage: Eukaryota; Metazoa; Chordata; Mammalia; Artiodactyla; Bovidae. Gene Ontology annotation, biological process: proteolysis. Gene Ontology annotation, molecular function: aspartic-type endopeptidase activity. The coding region runs from base 1 to 990 and encodes 329 amino acids. The transcript has 9 exons. The record is from RefSeq and is a predicted model, not a curated record.
AUGAAGUGGCUUGCACUCCUCAGGCUGGUGGCCUUCUCAGAGUGCAUAGUCAAAAUACCUCUAAGGAGAGUGAAGACCAUGAGAAAAACCCUCAGUGGGAAAAACAUGCUGAAGGAUUUCUUGAAGGAGCAUCCUUACAGACGGUCCCAGAUUUCUUUUCGUGGCUCAAAACUAACUAUUUACUCGCUGAGAAACAUCAUGGAUUUGGUCUACGUGGGUAACCUCACCAUUGGAACACCCCCUCAGGAAUUCCAGGUUAUCUUUGACACAGCCUCAUCUGACUUGUGGAUGCCCCCCAUCUUUUGCACCAGUCCAGCGUGUUCUACACACAUUAGGUUCAGACAUCUUCAGUCUUCCACCUUCCGGCCUACCCAUAAGACCUUCACCAUCAAUUAUGGAUCUGGGAGAAUGAAUGGAGUUGUUGCUUAUGACACACUUUGGAUUGGGGACCUUGAAAGUCCUGACCAGCCGUUCGGUCUAAGCAUGGUGGAAUACAGGCUUGAAGGCAGAACUUAUGAUGGCGUCUUUGGCUUGAACUACCCCAACAUAUCCUUCUCUAGAGCCAUCCCCAUCUUUGACAAGCUGAAGAAUCAGGGUGCCAUUUCUGAGCCUGUUUUUGCCUUCUACUUGAGCAAUAUCUCCAUGAAAAGAAAGGUUAUUGCUUUUUCUGAUGGCUGUGAGGCCCUUGUGGACACUGGGACAUCACAUAUUGAAGCCCCAGGAAGACUGGUCAAUAACAUACAGAAGCUCAUCAGCGCCAGGCUACGGGGUUCCAAGCACUACGUUUAUUGUUCUGUGGUCAAUACCCUUCCCUCUAUUAUCUUCACCAUCAAUGGCAUCAACUACCCAGUGCCAGUUCGAGCCUACAUCCUCAGGGAUUCUAGAGGUCACUGUUAUACCUCCUUUAAAGAGAGCAAAUUGAGUCCAUCUACAGAGACCUGGAUCCUGGGUGACGUCUUCCUGAGGCAGUGCUUCUCAUUUUAUGAUUGA